Quercus robur (English oak) is the source of this 4592-nucleotide messenger RNA. RefSeq names its product probable disease resistance protein At1g61310. Gene Ontology annotation, molecular function: ADP binding; ATP hydrolysis activity. The transcript is spliced from 5 exons. The coding region runs from base 48 to 4172 and encodes 1374 amino acids. The record is from RefSeq and is a predicted model, not a curated record. NCBI's taxonomy places the organism in Eukaryota, Viridiplantae, Streptophyta, Magnoliopsida, Fagales, Fagaceae.
AAAUUUCUUCUUUUCUUACAGAGAAUCCAGAAGAAUAAAGCAAAGAAAUGGAUGUUGUUUCAGUUAUAGUAACCAUAGGAGGAUACUUUGUGGGCCCAAUCAAAAAGCAUUGUGGCUAUCUGUUUCAGUACAAUAGCAACAUCAAGAAUCAUGAAGAUCGAAUUAGGAACCUUCGUGCCAUGUUAGAUGGGGUGCAAUUAAAAAUUGACGCAGCAAAAAGGAACGGACAGGUAAUCUUACCUGUGGUUGAGAGGUGGGUAGAAAAGGCACGCAACAUCCUUGAUGAAGAUGCCGAAGUAAAUAAGAAGGGCUUAGAUGGUUGGUGUCCACGUUAUUCCUUGAGUAGGAAAGCUAAGAAGAAGACUCUGGAAAUUGAUGUACUACUAAACGUUGGACAAUUUAGUGAAGUGUCCUCUCCUCCUCCUCCGCUGGGAAUAGGAUCUUCAUCCAUAGAAGGUAUUAUGGAUUUUGAGUCAAGAACAGAAAUGAGGAGAGAAGUUUUAGAGGCACUACUAGCUGACAAGGUCAAUAUGACUGCCAUAUGCGGUAUGGGGGGGAUAGGGAAAACAACAAUGGCAAAAGAGAUAGCGAAAAGAGCAAAAGAUGAUAAGUUAUUUGAUGAAGUUGUCAUGGCAGUGGUGUCCCAGACUCUAGACUUGAAAAAGAUUCAAGGUCAAAUUGCUGAGAUGCUAGGACUGAAAUUUGAUGAAGAGUAUCCACUUGCAAGAGCAGAACGAUUAAGAAAAAGACUAAUGGAUAGUAAGAGUGUUCUUGUAAUAUUAGAUGAUGUGUGGGAUGCAGUUGAUUUAGAGGCUGUUGGAAUUCCUUAUGGAGGUGAACACAAUAGAUGCAAAAUCUUGUUGACAUCACGAAGUGAAGACGCCUGCACUCAGAUGAAAACUCAGAAGAUUUUUCCAAUCAAAGUUUUAUCUGAAGAAGAAGCAUGGAAUCUUUUCAGGGAGAUGGCAGGUAAUUGUAUCGAUACUCCCAAUCUACACCCAAUAGCAAAAGAGGUUGCAAAGGAAUGUGGAGGUCUACCUGUUGCUAUUGUAACUGUUGGAAGAGCCCUAGAAAACAAAAGUGAAUUUGAGUGGAGUGCUGCACUUCAACAGCUUAAAAAUGCUAUCCCAAAAAAUAUUCCCGGUCUUGAUUCAAAGGUGUACUCCAGCAUAGAGCUUAGUUAUGGUUACUUAAAAAGUGAUGAAGCCAAGUCAUGCUUUUUGCUAUGUUGUUUAUUUCCGGAAGAUUUUGAUAUUCCCAUUGAAUUUUUAGUGAGGUAUGGGGUGGGACAAAGGUUGUUUGCAAAGAUUGAUACUGUGGCAGAAGCAAGAAAUAGAGUACAUGCAAUGGUUAAGAAUCUCAAAAGAUCAUUUCUACUGUUGGAUAGUGACGAAGGAGAACAAUGUGUGAAAAUGCAUGAUGUUGUACGGGAUGUUGCAAUAUCAAUUGCAGAAAAUCAAGGUUUUCUUGUACGAUGUAAGGAAAAAAUGGAAGAAUGGCCAGAGAAAGAUUCAUGCGAGCGUUCUACUGCAAUUUCGCUUCUAACCGAAGAAUUGAAAAGGCAUCCCGAUGGCUUGGAGUGUCCUAAACUUGAGCUUUUGCAGCUAGCAUUUGACAGUGACACUUCGCAGAUGCUCCCACACAAUCUAUUUAAUGGGAUGAAAGGUUUAAAAGUUUUGUCUCUGUUUGAUAUGUCCUUUACAUCACUACCACAAUCAAUCAAUGUCCUUCAAAACCUUCGGACCCUGCAAUUUUUGGGUUGUGAGAUAACAGAUGUGUCAGCAAUUGGAGAACUUAGGAAACUAGAAAUUAUUAGCUUUAUUGGAUCUAAAAUCAAAGAGCUGCCAAGAGAAAUGAGAAAUCUUAGUUAUCUAAAGUUGUUAGAAUUGACAGAAUGCAGAGAUCUUGAGCGAAUUCCACCUGAUCUCCUAUCGAGUUUAUCUCACCUAGAAGAGUUGUACAUGUUCGGAGUAGAUGUGAAGUGGAAACCUAUGGAAGAGGAAGAAGAGAAAAAGGGAGCAAACGCAAGCCUCACUGAACUCAUGUCUUUGUCCUAUUUGGUGGCUUUAAAAAUUCAAAUACCAAAUAUUAAGGUCUUGCCAAAAGACUUGCCCUUCAAAAAUGAAACGAUAAAAUUUCAGAUAUUUGCAAGUGAUAAUGGAGAUGAUGAUUUAAACUAUUUAUUUGAAAAUAGUUUGGGACUUGCAAGCUGUGACCUAAGAGAUAUUGCAGAGAGGCAGAUGCUUCUUCAACUUUUAAAGAGAUCUGAAAUAUUAAGGUUGGAAGAAAUAAAAGAUUUAAAAAACAUUGCGUAUGAGUUAGACAAAGAGGGUUUUCAAUGCUUGAAGGUUCUAGAAGUUGUUGGAAGUGAAGAUGUAGAAUAUGUAAUGGAUGCCACAUCAUAUCUGACUCCACAUGCUGCCUUCCCUAUCCUGGAGUCAUUGGAACUAAAGGGAUUGACUAAUUUAAAAGAGAUAUAUCAUAGCCAAUUCCCAGAUAGAUCCUCUAGUGGUGCUUGUUUUGGCAGCCUCAAAUCUCUUCGACUAUGGACUCUACCAAGACUCAUUGGCUUUUGUACAGGCGUGGGUCCCGUUGAGCUUGUCCAACCAUCCUUGAAUCAAGAGGUUGGAAGGAUCGGCACUGAUGAAGUGACCAAUCUUGAAAAGCACAAGAUGACAAACAUUCAACAACAUACUGGCCCAUUUCCUGAAUCAACACCCAUUAUCUCUCAUAAACUCUUCUCAUCCAACACCAUCUUGUGGUCACCGAAUUUAGAAAAUCUUGAAUUGAAGAAAGCUGAUUCACUAGAAGUGGUAUUUGAUCUUGAAGGACUGAAGGCCAACAAAGAUCACCAGAGAAUUGCAGUACUUGCUCAGUUGAAAACUUUAGAGGUUGAAAAUUUAUCUGAGUUGAGAUACGUGUGGAAGAAUGUUCCACAAGGAAUUCAAGGCUUUCAAAAACUAACAUCCAUUGAUGUAAGUGAAUGUCAUCGUCUAAGAUAUUUAUUCCCAACUUCUAUUGCAAAACUGCUUGUGGAACUUCAAAACAUUACAAUAAGAGAUUGUGACGCAAUCGAAAACAUUGUUCAAAGAGAUGGAGAAGAAGAGGUAACGGAUAUCAAAGCUUAUUCUUUUGAAUGGUCAUCCGUUAAGAAGAUUUAUUUGCGGCGUUGUCCCAAAUUGAAAACAAUUGGUUCAAAAAUUCAAAGCCCAAGAAAGUCGAAGAAAAUCAAUAGGGAAUUGGAUUCAAGACCCAAUGAGCAAGAACUUGGGUCCCCUGGUUUUGUUUGGCGAUGCCUUGAGUGUGUACCACGUCGCAAAAAUGAUGGUCUGAUGGUUGUGUCAGACCAAGGCACUACCAAUAAAUCACAAAGAAGCUACUCUGUGAAGGAAGAGGGUACUUUGAGUAAACCGAAUGAUCCAAAAGUUGGUGAUAGCAACAACCCCUCAGAGAUAUGGUCUCUUUUUCCAUCUCAUAUAAUUGAGUGCCUAAAGAAUCUAGAAGAUAUUACAUUGUUUAGCUUGAUUAAAGUUGAAGUUGUAUUUCAACUUGAGGAACUAAAUGUUGAGGAAAGUCACAUGGCACCAGUACUUGAUCAGUUAUCGGGAUUGGAUCUACGUCAUUUACCAAAACUAAUGCACAUAUGGAAGAAGGGCCCAGAAAGGAUCUUGGGCUUUGGAAAUAUGAGAUUUUUAAAUGUUGUUAACUGCAAUAGUCUAACAUAUUUGUUCUCACCAUCCAUAGCAAAAUUGCUUGUGAUGUUAGAGAAUAUAACAGUUGUUAACUGUGAAAAAAUUGAAGAAAUCCUUGCAAGAGCAGGAGAAGAAGAGGAAGAAAAGGACGUUCUGUUCCACAAAGUGAACUGUAUCCAUCUCGAGGGCUUACCAAGGCUGAAGUAUUUUUGCCCUGAAACCAAUGCUUUAGAGUGGCCAUCACUGGAGGAAAUAAGGGUAAUUAGAUGUCCUAAUUUAAGCACGUUUAUUCCAUCUAAUCUAAACACACCUAAGCUAGAGGGAGUAUACGAUGAUCAUCCAUGGAUAGAAGAAAGAACGUGUCAUUGGAAGGGAGACCUGAAUGCCACCAUAGAGCACAUCUUCAAAGGAAAGGAAAAGCAAUUGAAUCAUGAGACACAGCAAGAAGAGCAAAUUGAGACUAUUGAGAAGGAUAUGUAAUGCUGGGCAAGACAUACAGUAGGUUAUAUCAACUACAUGAUGUUCAACCUCAAGUGGUAAGAGAAUAUGACGUUGGGAUAUAUGAAGAAGGAAGCAGUUUCAAUAAGCUUAUGAGAAACACAUCUAAAGCUAUGCUCAUUCCAAACAGGACCUUAAAUUGUUUUCAUUUUGUGCCGUAUAUUCUUUUCUUUUGGCUGUAUAACUAGCUAUCUUAUUAUGCUAUUUUUAUAUGUAUUCCGAGAGCACCAUUGUUUGAUAAUACUCUUCUUGUUUUUGUCUAUGUUCAAUCUUUUAUCCAAGGACUCCAGAUUUGAAAAACUUCUAAGUGUGUUUAUUAGCUCUAUGUAUGCUCAAGUAAUACACUGAUAUUCAUACUAGUUUAUCUUCUUGAUGAUUUGAUAGUUACUAAGUUUCUUUGAA